AUGGUACCAAAUGGAAUGCUCGUAGAUACACUUGGUUGGAGUCCCGACCGACCCGCCAAUUCUUGUAAACACAUCCUGGACUCUGGGAAUCACAAAGGAGAUGGGGAGUACUGGAUCGAUCCUGUCAAGAGUGGGAAUCCUCUUAAAGUCUAUUGUGACAUGACAACUGACGGUGGAGGUUGGCUCGUUGUCUGCAAUGUUGUUUUCGACGGCUUCUUCAAUAUAUCAGCGACGUCAUCCUACCGCGGAAUUCAAAACUAUGUCGAUCACAGUAAGAUGUGUCUUACCAAAGUAGCCAUGAAAAAAUUCCAAACUAUCUUGUCAUUUACUCAGUUAAGGUUCUACUGUAAAAAGCAAAAUCCUGGGCGAACGUUUCACGUGGUCACGGCCGCUAACAGUAGUGGUCAAGCUGUGAUUCAGUACUUCAGCGAUCUGACGGAUGCGCUGCCCAAAGCCUGUAGCUUGUUCGUAAGAAUGGAUGAUGACGACUCCUGGCUAGCUGAAAAGUGCCACGAAUGGGGGGCAGAGGAAAAUGAUAUUAAGGUCGGGAAGUGGGGACUUAGUGGCGUCACAGAGAGACUGUAUAAUCACGCGGCUUUUAUUUGGAGCCAUUAUCACUGGAUGAUACUACCCGAUAGGUGGGAAUGCGAUGACUUCCACGGUAACGUCACCAUUGGUGAUUUUUGGAAAAUCUUUGUUCGUUAGAAGCUG
Pocillopora damicornis (cauliflower coral) is the source of this 711-nucleotide messenger RNA. RefSeq lists its product as uncharacterized. Lineage: Eukaryota; Metazoa; Cnidaria; Anthozoa; Scleractinia; Pocilloporidae. The record is from RefSeq and is a predicted model, not a curated record.